AAGCGAGGUUGAUAAUAUUGAGUAUACUCAUAAGUCUAGUUGUUCCCUUGACAAUUACAUAGUAGGAACAAUCGCUCUGGGACUUUGUAUCUCAUAAUUACCUGCUCAUGCUAUGGCGGAAGCACUUACGCUGAUUGGCGGCCUUGCAGCUAUCAUGCAAUUGGCUGGUUCCGUAGUGAAAUUGACAAGAGACUUGCGUGUUUGUGUGCGCGCUAUACGCUCAGCGCCCAAGGAAAUCAGAUAUUUUAUACUUGAGACCUCCAUAUUUACUGACCAACUCUGUUAUUUCCAUGAGGUCGCGAAGGAAUCCGCAGCCGUCAUGAGUGAACAUUCUAAGGCUAAGCGAGCCGAAUUGGUACAAAAAAUCUUGAGGCAGUGUAAGUCUGUCAAGAGAGGGUUCGCUCGACUCGUGCAGCGCUUUAUCGACAUUAAUGGUGCCGAUACGGCGCUUUUAAAUACUUUCUGGGCACGAUUGCUGUGGCUCUGGAAACGGCCGGAUGUGCCAGAAUUACGCUUAAAUCUUCAAAGCGCAAUAGCUAAUGUCACAUUGCUAUGCAAUUUAUUCAUGUUCGAAGAAUUGAGGAGAAAGAACGUGGAUAGCGAAAAGCUUGAGAUGCUCCAACAACGGCUACGAAACUGGGUAGCGACAGCUAGGAAGUUGAGAUGCGAAUUGGCCGAGUAUAAGAAGCGCAAGUCGCCGUUAGGUGUGCCAGAAACAGCCCCGGAAGAUUCACAUGAUGUGAUCGCAGAGGAUAGCCGCCAAUUGGAACGAUAUGUUGUCCAUGCCAUCCGAUCGUAUACUCAGGGAGAAGCUCUUUCAACAAGCACAAGGUCUUCGCGUCGAGGACUCUCGGGCCAAAUAAUUCGGGGAACCCAAGAGACUACAGCUUUGUCAAAGCCAACAGUUACGGGAACUCGGGUAGAUGCUUAUGAAGACGGAGUUUUUAGAGAGUAUAUAAUACCUAAACGGUCCCCGAAUGAAAUGGUUGAGGAACGAAGCCCAUCAAGAGGCCAAGAAGAACAGCCGUCAAUAAUAGUGCCCAGUGAACAAGUUUCCGGAAGAACAGACGGUGAUACAGUGAAAGAUCGAGACCAGGGGGUGUUUUCGGAGAUUGGUGAAUGGCCAGCAGAGGUGGCUGACCCGAAUACGAGCUUAGAUGCCACUAUCGAAAAUGAGGCUUUUAACAAGGUCCCACAAGUGACCAGUCAAUCUCACAUCGAAGAGGAGCUACCGAGAGUGAGCGAACAAGACUCGGGACCCGAAGAGCCCGAGUUACCCAAGACGAGCCCUACCACUGAGCUGGAAGCCUCGGAAGCUAGCCAUGAUACCGGGAGUGAGGAGAGCCGUGGGCCAUAUAUUUCAAUGGCACCUUUUGGAGGGCCAAGGUCGAGAAAGCGACCACGACGACCAAGGCCACAGUCACCUAUCCCCUAA
Messenger RNA from Daldinia vernicosa, 1435 nucleotides. RefSeq lists its product as uncharacterized. The coding region runs from base 113 to 1435 and encodes 440 amino acids. NCBI's taxonomy places the organism in Eukaryota, Fungi, Ascomycota, Sordariomycetes, Xylariales, Hypoxylaceae. The transcript is spliced from 4 exons. The record is from RefSeq and is a predicted model, not a curated record.